Molecule: messenger RNA, 1927 nt
Organism: Bradysia coprophila
Lineage: Eukaryota; Metazoa; Arthropoda; Insecta; Diptera; Sciaridae
Product: dihydrolipoyl dehydrogenase, mitochondrial
Biological process (GO): 2-oxoglutarate metabolic process; pyruvate metabolic process
Cellular component (GO): oxoglutarate dehydrogenase complex; mitochondrion
Molecular function (GO): flavin adenine dinucleotide binding; dihydrolipoyl dehydrogenase (NADH) activity
Source: RefSeq, a predicted model, not a curated record
CAUGUAUCCGUCAGAUCGGAACAUUUUUUUUUCAUUCCUGUCACAUCAUAAAGUAAAAAGUAACACGAAAACGCGAUAACACCGAUAUCAUCAUCUCACAGUCAAUUUGAUCAAAAUGCAAAGAAAUCUAAGAAAUUUGGGUUCAAUUGUGUCCAAGUCGACACUUGGUUUCCAAAAUCAUGCAGGCGUUUUGAGUGCGCUUAGUGUACGUACGUACGCUAGCUCUCAUGAGGCUGAAGUUGUUGUCAUUGGAUCUGGUCCUGGAGGAUAUGUGGCUGCCAUUAAAGCAGCCCAACUCGGUUUUAAGACGAUUAGUGUGGAAAAAGAACCCACACUUGGUGGAACAUGUUUAAAUGUUGGAUGCAUUCCAUCGAAAGCCUUGCUAAACAAUUCCCACUACUAUCACAUGGUCCAUUCAGGCGAUUUGGCAAGUCGUGGUGUGGUAACAAGUGGCCUGCAACUCGAUUUGGAGAAAUUAAUGGGUGAAAAAUCCAAGGCAGUAAAAUCAUUGACUGGUGGAAUUGCCCAAUUGUUUAAGAAAAAUAAGAUCGACGUUGUACGUGGCCAUGGCACAAUAACUGGACCCAAUGAAGUAUCUGUUCAAACUGCUGAUGGUACGGAAACAAUCAAAGCGACAAACAUAUUGAUUGCUUCCGGUUCAGAGGUUACACCGUUUCCGGGGAUCGAGAUCGAUGAAGAACGAAUUGUUUCGAGCACUGGAGCUCUUGCAUUGAGGGAAGUGCCCCGAAAAAUGGUUGUUAUUGGCGCUGGUGUUAUUGGCUUGGAAUUAGGUUCUGUUUGGUCACGAUUGGGCGCUGAAGUUAUUGCUGUAGACUUUUUGGAUGUCAUUGGUGGUGUCGGUAUGGACGGUGAAGUAGCCAAAUCCUUCCAGAAAAUUCUGACCAAACAAGGACUUCAAUUCAAAUUGGGAUACAAAGUGACUGGAGCGUCUCGAUCGGGAAAUAAUGUGUCAGUGAGCGUAGAGAAGAAGGAUGGUACCGGACAAGAGCAGAUCGAUGCCGAUGUUGUCUUAGUGUCAGUAGGUCGUCGGCCCUACACUCAAAAUCUUGGCCUCGAAUCGGUCGGCAUCGUUAAAGAUGAUAAGGGAAGAAUUCCAGUGAACGGACAGUUCCAAACGAUAAUUCCCAGCAUUUACGCAAUCGGUGACGUUAUUCAUGGUCCGAUGUUGGCUCACAAAGCCGAAGACGAGGGUAUUAUUUGUGUAGAGGGCAUGAAAGGUGGACACGUCCACAUUGAUUACAACUGCGUUCCUAGCGUUGUCUAUACACAUCCCGAAGUAGCAUGGGUCGGCAAAUCGGAAGAAACUCUGAAAGCCGAAGGCGUCGAAUACAAAGUUGGCAAAUUUCCAUUUAUGGCGAAUUCAAGAGCAAAAACGAACAACGACACAGACGGAUUUGUCAAAGUAUUAGCUGACAAGGCCACAGAUCGAAUUCUUGGUACACAUUUGAUUGGACCGGCUGCCGGAGAAUUGGUCAAUGAAGCGGUUUUGGCCAUGGAGUAUGGUGCUUCUGCAGAAGAUGUUGCCAGAGUUUGUCAUGCUCAUCCGACAUGUUCCGAAGCUCUACGUGAAGCUAAUCUAGCUGCAUAUUUCGGCAAGCCCAUCAACUUUUAGGCACCUAGUCUACCCUACAUUCAUCCAUUUUGUUCCAGUCACUUUUGAUUUUAACUUCGCCUUCUCAAUGAUUCGCCAAGUCGCAAUAACUUUUUAGACAAAACAGUGUACAUAAUGUCAGUGAACAAAACGAUCCGGUUGGAAUGAUCAUCUCCAUAAUCCAUCAGUGAGAAUGCUGAUGAUGUCUCUUUUUGAUUUUGUUUAUUGUGUUGGAGAUUAAUCUCAAUUCAAAAUGUAAUUUUGAUUUGGGUCGAUUAAUUUAAUCGAUUAAAUUAUAUAAAACGAAUUUAAGUA